AUGCCAAAUAUUAAUAUACAGACAAUAUUCACAUUUUCGUAUUUGGUAGCAGUUAUAAGUUUACCGAUCCUUUCCUUUUUGCCAAUAGGAAGUGCUGGCGAGACUGCAUUUCCCAACAUUGGCUACCUUGGCCGUGGCUACGACAUUUUCAAAGGAAAUCCCGAUGCAACUCUUGUAAACGCCGAUCCAGGAUUUCGUAGCGCGAUUUAUAGUGUUGAUGAAUAUGGCUCGGAGCGAAUACCCGAUCUGCGUUCCAUGAUCCCUAACGGGGUAGAGUGUUUUGCGGCUGAAGUUUGUGACGUUAACUUUCAAAGUAGGACUAUUGAAAAUACAAAGACCUAUUACGAUUUUCUUCUAGAAAAAGUAUCGCUUUCUGGUGAAGGAUCUUUUUCAGAUAUCGAUUUUAGUGGAUCAUUUAGUGGAAGCGAAGACUAUAAACGCAUAGAGGAGACGACAUGGAAGUCCAAAGAAAUUUUUACCAUUUCCAGUGCAAAAUGCAGUAAAUAUACUGCCAAAAUCCUUGCUUAUACUCCUCCGCCAUUGCAUGCUAAUUUUUAUGCAGGAAUGAUGUACUCGCUGCCUGUUACGUAUGAUGAGACAAAGUACAUGAAGUUUUUGAGUACUUUUGGAACACACGUUGUUGAAGGUUGGUGCUUAAGACUUUUAUUUACCCCCGAGCCACGCGCGGAGCGCGUAGGGGGAAUCCCGUGCCGAGGGUACCAAUUCCGCUCGGUAUUUACACCCGGGGAAAGGAAAGAAUUAGUGAAGUCUAAAGUUCAUCAAUAAUCGCGGGCGCAUGGCUAUGCAUGUGUGGUCAUCUCACUGAUAUCAAAGAUAUAGCUGUUUGCCAGGAGUAAAGAAAGCAAAGAUUAAAAAAAGCUUCAUCUUCUCACACAAUAAGUUGUAAAUCACCUUUUUCAAAUAUUAUUAUUAUUAUUAUUAAUUAACAUAUUUAGACAGGUUGACUUCUUCAGGCAGUGUACCGCCUGCUAUCAAUGAAGGACCUGUAUUUAUGCUAAAAUUAAUUAAGUAUUUAACUAAGAUUGUUUUCUUAUGA
Paramuricea clavata is the source of this 1057-nucleotide messenger RNA. NCBI's taxonomy places the organism in Eukaryota, Metazoa, Cnidaria, Anthozoa, Malacalcyonacea, Plexauridae. The record is from the annotation of a GenBank genome assembly.